AUUGACUGAGUAGCCGGCAUUAGAUCAAUUAAAUAGCUCGGGGGAGGUCUAAAAACAUGUUAAAAUGUACUUAUAUAUUUUUUACUGUGUUUGGUGGAAGAGACCCCUUUGCCACUUAAACUUUCCUGUUUCUCAGUCCUUCCGUGAGUCUACGAGACCCGUGUUCUCGGAGCCGAGCCUGGCCCUUCCUGCCGCGGGAGAGGAGGGAAGGCUGGCUACAAUAAACAUCAAUCAAGAUGUCCAGAAAAGGGAGCAGCACAGUGGCAAAACCAGACUUAGCUAAUGGAAGCAUGUCUAGCAGUCCAGAGGAGAUGUCUGGCGCUGAAGAGGGGAGGGAGACAUCCUCAGGCAUUGAAAUAGAGGCCUCAGACCUGAGCUUGAGCUUGACCGGGGAUGAUGGUGGCCCCAAUCGCACCAGCACAGAAAGUCGAGACACAGAUACAGAGAGCUCAGGUGAAGACAAGGACUCUGACAGCAUGGAGGACACUGGCCAUUACUCCAUCAAUGAUGAAAACCAAGUCCAUGAUCGCUCAGAGGAAGAGGAUGAGGAAGAAGAGGAGGAAGAAGAGCAUCCUCGGCGGCGUGUACAGCGCAAGCGGGCCAACCGUGACCAGGACUCAUCAGAUGAUGAGCGGGCCUUGGAGGACUGGGUGUCCUCGGAGACAUCAGCCCUUCCCCGACCUCGCUGGCAAGCCCUUCCUGCCCUUCGGGAGCGGGAACUGGGUUCAAGUUCCCGCUUUGUAUAUGAGGCUUGUGGGGCAAGAGUCUUUGUGCAGCGUUUCCGCCUGCAGCAUGGGCUUGAGGGCCACACUGGUUGUGUCAAUACCCUGCACUUUAACCAGCGUGGAACUUGGCUGGCCAGUGGCAGUGAUGACCUGAAAGUGGUGGUUUGGGACUGGGUGCGGCGGCAGCCGGUACUGGACUUUGAGAGUGGCCACAAAAGCAAUGUCUUCCAGGCAAAGUUCCUUCCUAACAGUGGUGAUUCUACCCUGGCCAUGUGUGCCCGUGAUGGGCAGGUGCGGGUAGCAGAGCUGUCUGCCACCCAGUGCUGCAAGAAUACGAAGCGUGUGGCCCAGCAUAAGGGAGCGUCCCACAAGUUGGCCCUGGAACCAGACUCUCCUUGUACGUUUCUAUCUGCAGGUGAAGAUGCAGUUGUCUUCACCAUUGAUCUCAGACAAGACCGGCCAGCUUCGAAGCUGGUGGUGACAAAAGAGAAAGAGAAGAAAGUGGGGCUGUAUACAAUCUAUGUAAAUCCUGCCAAUACUCACCAUUUUGCAGUGGGUGGACGAGAUCAGUUUGUAAGGAUUUAUGACCAGAGGAAAAUUGAUGAGAAUGAAAACAAUGGAGUACUCAAGAAAUUCUGUCCUCAUCACCUGGUGAACAGUGAGUCCAAAGCAAACAUCACCUGUCUUGUGUACAGCCACGACGGCACAGAGCUCCUGGCCAGUUACAACGAUGAAGACAUUUAUCUCUUCAACUCCUCUCACAGUGAUGGGGCCCAGUAUGUUAAGAGAUAUAAGGGCCACAGAAAUAACGCCACAGUUAAAGGCGUCAAUUUCUAUGGCCCCAAGAGUGAGUUUGUGGUGAGCGGUAGUGACUGCGGGCAUAUCUUCCUCUGGGAGAAAUCAUCCUGCCAGAUCAUUCAGUUCAUGGAGGGGGACAAGGGAGGCGUGGUAAACUGUCUUGAGCCCCACCCUCACUUGCCUGUGCUGGCAACCAGCGGCCUGGACCAUGAUGUCAAGAUCUGGGCACCCACAGCUGAAGCUUCUACUGAGCUUAUAGGGCUAAAGGAUGUGAUUAAGAAGAACAAGCGGGAACGGGAUGAAGAUAGCUUGCACCACACUGACCUGUUUGAUAGCCACAUGCUCUGGUUCCUCAUGCAUCACCUGAGACAGAGACGCCAUCACCGGCGCUGGCGAGAUCCUGGGGUCGGGGCCACAGAUGCAGACUCUGAUGAGUCUCCCAGUUCCUCAGAUACAUCGGACGAGGAGGAGGGCCCUGACCGGGUGCAGUGCAUGCCGUCCUGAGGCCUCGUACCCAGGAGGGGCGGGCUGGGGCUGCCAACCUGAUCCUGCCUGGGAGCCCUUUCCUGUCCUUACAUUCAGCUGAAACGCACUUUGGACUUUUUGCUUUAGAUAAAAGAAAGAAUCCCAGGAGGACAAACCAGAGAGGAGUGAACCUACAGAGUACCUAGGAGUGGGGUUGAGCCCUGGAAGGGGUUCCAUGGAAAGACUCGGUAGAAAUGGCCUCUCCCCAAAGCCUUUUGGGGGAGUAGGAAAGGGAGCCUAUUUUGUUACCUGGUUUGGGAUAAGGAGUGGGGUUUCCUUUUCUUUAAUCUCCCUUGUUUCUUGGGUGGGGGUUUGGGGAUAUAACUGGCUGUUCAGUACCAAGGAGCCAGAGUCGGGGUGGUAGAAGUUCCACUCUCUCUUUGGUUUAGGUUUUUGACCUUUUUUUCCUUUAUUGUUAAAAAACCUAUGACAGU
Messenger RNA from Myotis brandtii (Brandt's bat), 2482 nucleotides. RefSeq names its product DDB1 and CUL4 associated factor 8 (gene DCAF8). The record is from RefSeq and is a predicted model, not a curated record. Gene Ontology annotation, molecular function: protein binding. Gene Ontology annotation, cellular component: Cul4-RING E3 ubiquitin ligase complex; cytoplasm. Bases 237 to 2027 code for a protein of 596 amino acids. Lineage: Eukaryota; Metazoa; Chordata; Mammalia; Chiroptera; Vespertilionidae. The transcript has 13 exons.